GAGCACUACUGCCAGUGCAUUUUCGCCUAUUUUCGCUCCCUAAAAUAUUGCUUGUAGCUACGGACGACGAGGAUGGCCCCUACCAAGUCCCGAGAUCCUCAGCCAGUCAAAGUCACAUCCAAACCGACAACUACCAAGCCCGCUCACCGUGAUCCGAUCCAGUUGGGAGCUCAGCCUAAAGCUGAGCCCAAAGAGCCACCCAAUGCCACUGGGCGGCAUGCGACAAAGCAGACAUCGUCUCAGCAAGUUUACACUAAGAAGAUACCACAUCGCUCUGGCAAGCCUAUGAUCAUCAACUGGUUUCAGCGCAAGUUAUCUGCUACUGUAAAGCCGAGCAGGAUUGCAGAUAACGUGUCUGCGCCGGGCACCUCACACAAGGCCCCCAAUGGCAACAACGGUGCAAGCGCGUCUCCGUCUCAUUCUAGGUCGAAUAGUCGUUCGGUAUCUUCUCCUUUGCCGCAAAUCAUGCCAAGUUCAUCGCAAAGACAGGGAGCAAUUGGUAAUGGCAGUCGAAACGGUUAUACCGCCUCUCAACGGAAAACUAUCUCUCUAAAUGGAGAGGGUGAUUUGGAUACUGGGUUCAUAUAUUCAGACGACGAAGAUCUCGACGCGUCGACUUAUCGCUCGUCACUAGCUCGUGACUCCUUUUGGUCUCCUACAAGUGCGCUCGAAGCGGACGAAGAUGCCUCUCUCAGACCUCUCCCCCCCAGCUCACCUCCCUCUCCCUCGCUAUCCCACUCCUCCUCUUCCUAUCUAUCCAAUUCUCGCACCUUCAGAAGCAUCGCCGCAAGCACCAAACCAACUACUGUAUUAAGCGUCGACCUUGGUCCUGCUGGAGUAGGACACAUAGCACAAGUUCCUAUCACACCGGUAUCCCAAGCUAAUCCUCGGUUUUCACCCCAUGUACGAACAUCAUCCACUGGAACAAACAGUGGGUUGAUAGGCAGUGGAGCAUCCGUUACGUUCUCUGCACUCCCGCCCUCCCUUCAAUCAUCUUCUCGCCCACCUUCCUCCCUGAAUUUUAGCUCAUCUACGCCGGUAUUGCUGGGUCCGUCACCUCACGUGCCUGGACUACAAGCCCCUCUGUAUACCGCAUAUCAUCCAAGAAACAAUCCUCGGCCCUCUUCACCGCCCAUGGAUAAUGCUUCUGUUUUGACCCUCGCUUCUUCAGCUUAUGCUAUUUCUGGGGCACGUUUGACAAUGGGAUCUAUGGGCUCAACUGCAUUGUCGGGACUGAUUGGAGGCGGAGACUCGAUUUCUCACUUAGAGGACAGCUUUACCGGAGAUGCAGAAGGCGACGUCAUGAGCCAGUUUGUUCUUGGAGAUGAUGAUCGCCAAGAUGUUGAUGUGGAACGCGACGUAGAUGCCAGUGUACGUGCUCUUCGUCCACGGAGCUCCCGGAGAGGAAGUUGGGAGAGUGAGGUUAGUGGAUGGAGUGCUAGGAUUCUGGGAGCGGGCGGCGCCAUAAGCAUGGGCAGCAAGAGCCUGUGGACAAGCAAUAUUAGCACCAAGACUGGCGGUCCUCUGAGCAUGGAAGAUGAUGAAGCCACCGGCGAUUUGGGGACUUCACUUGAAGAAAAGACACCAUCGGACGGACCAGAUCAAGCUGACGUGCUCGCACCUGACGUGCUCGCGCCCGAGGCGCCUGCCGCACGCGACGGACAGCACUCGACCAAGGAGGCGGUGGUUGAAGAAUCCUCCGAAUCUGUUGAUGAUGUUCCUGCUACCCUCGGCCGGGCUUCAGGAUCCACAACAAUUCAUAAGCUCCCCCUAGCGGAGACCUAAGGCAUGUGCAUGAGCGUGUCGGUGGCCUCACAGCUGAAUGUUUCCCUCUACUACUAGAAUACUGGGAGGCGAUGUCGAUUUUACUCUGGAUCACUGGGGUCAGGCACAACCAGAUGUCACAGCGGCUUUCUUUCUUGCUACUUUAUGUAUGUUCUUCGUUCAUGUUAUACACUGCAGUUACCAUCACUCUCCUUGACGUUGUUCUGAUCAUUGACGCGCAUAUCACUCUCAUUUACAUAGCUCUGCAUCUCAUUCUCUACCAUCUUGUACACCAAAUUUUAUUGUUACGCAUCUGCUCGCCCCAUGCAGUCUUAUAGGACACUUCCGAGUCCUCCGCCGCUAUACACAGCAGCACAGUGCACAUGGGACACCCUGCUGACCUCCAUGAAGUACUAGUACUAUUGUGACACGUUAGUCAUGU
Molecule: messenger RNA, 2206 nt
Organism: Suillus clintonianus
Lineage: Eukaryota; Fungi; Basidiomycota; Agaricomycetes; Boletales; Suillaceae
Exons: 1
Coding region: 73-1785 (570 amino acids)
Source: RefSeq, a predicted model, not a curated record